Aureobasidium uvarum is the source of this 999-nucleotide messenger RNA. Lineage: Eukaryota; Fungi; Ascomycota; Dothideomycetes; Dothideales; Saccotheciaceae. The record is from the annotation of a GenBank genome assembly.
AUGGUCUCAUCUCCUCCUCCUUCGGGCAUCUACGUNCCCCGUACCUUGCAGGUGCCCACUUUCUUCGCUUCCCAAUCGGCAUCCAACUAUGAUCCUGUCAACAACCCUCUAGACCUCGAGACCCAGACCAAGCACUCUCUUUUCCUUGCCAAGGGUGGAGUUCGUGGUCUCGUCAUUCUUGGAUCGACUGGCGAAGCUAUCCACCUUACCAACAAGGAGCGCAACGAGCUCAUCAGCAGCCAGCGCAAGGAGCUUGACAAUGCUGGUUUCAAGGACAGACCUAUCAUUGCCGGCACUGCCACACAAAACGUCGAGGAGACUUUGAUCCAGCUCGAGGAUGCNAAGAAGGCUGGUGCCGAGUACGGCAUGGUACUUACACCGGGUUACUUUGCUUCGGCCGCUAGCCAGCAGGGCAUUGCCAAGUGGUUCGAGGCAGUGGCCGACAAGAGUCCCAUCCCCAUCAUGAUCUACCACUACCCUGGCGUGACCAACAACAUCGUUGUGGCUCCCUCGACGUUUGAACGCCUUGCCCAGCACGCCAACAUUGUGGGCUGCAAGUUAUCGCACGGCGACAUCCCCGACCACACUCUGAUUGCUUCGUCGCCAAAGAUCGACCCUUCGCACUUCAAGGUCUUCUCAGGUCUGGGCCAGAACCUCCUUCCCGUCCUCACAAUUGGUGGUCAAGGUGCCAUCGAUGGACUCGCAGGCAUCUUCCCUCGUGUCGUGGUCAAGCUGUUCAACAUGUUCCAAGAAGGCGCAGACAACAAGAAGCUGCGCGAACUGCAGUUCAAGAUCUGCGAGGGUGAGAGGUUAAUUGGCAAAUGGGGCACUGUUGGUAUCAAGGAAGCGAUUGCAAGAUGCUGGGGCUUUGGCGACAAGGAGGGAGCACGACUACCGCUACAGGGUGGUUUCCAGGGUGGUGAGCAAGAGUGGAGCAACUGGAGUGAUGUGUUUAAGGGACUCAAGCAGUUGGAACAGGAGAUUGAAAAGAGUGGUUAG